CUAUAUCCGCUCGUCACGAUCCAUCCUACACCAAAGCUAAAGAACAACACCGGGUCGGUCAAAACCGACUGAUUAACCCGUCAACCCGAUCUAUCUGCGUGGUGAGUAACGCGACCACACGCCCGCUCUGCAACAACAUUUCAUCUCUUUAGUCUUCGUUUACACUAAUAUCAUUUUCAAAAUCUGAUUCCAAAUUUUCUAGUUUGAAAGAGAUCAAUGGGGUUAGGGUUGUUAGCUUCACGCCUCAUCAAACCCCACACUGCCACAGCAAACCCUAGAAAUCUCCUCCUCCUCCGUUCAAUCGUUACCAAACCGGGACUCCAAUCCCCUGAGGCAUCCGCCGCAGCUGCCGCCGAGCCCGCACCGCCUCCAGAUCUUCCGCCGCGAACGCCAGUAGGCGGCGCUCGUGUGCACUUUCAAAAUCCCGAGGAUGCGAUUGAAGUAUUCGUUGACGGUUUUCCGGUGAAAAUACCGAAGGGAAUGACGGUGUUACAAGCGUGUGAAGUAGCCGGAGUUGACAUUCCUAGGUUUUGUUACCAUAGUCGGCUUUCAAUUGCCGGUAACUGCCGUAUGUGUCUCGUUGAAGUUGAAAAAUCUCCUAAACCUGUUGCCUCCUGUGCUAUGCCAGCUCUUCCUGGAAUGAAGAUAAAGACCGACACGCCUGUGGCGAAGAAAGCACGGGAAGGGGUAAUGGAGUUUUUGCUGAUGAAUCAUCCGUUAGAUUGUCCAAUUUGUGAUCAAGGUGGAGAGUGUGAUCUUCAGGAUCAGUCUAUGGCAUUUGGAUCUGAUCGCGGACGUUUCACUGAAAUGAAGCGAUCUGUUGUGGAUAAGAAUCUUGGUCCUUUGGUCAAGACUGUCAUGACUCGCUGUAUUCAAUGCACAAGGUGUGUUAGGUUUGCAACGGAGGUUGCCGGAGUACAAGAUCUUGGCGUUUUAGGUCGUGGCAGUGGAGAAGAGAUAGGAACUUAUGUUGAAAAGCUCAUGACAAGUGAACUUUCUGGAAAUGUGAUAGAUAUUUGUCCAGUUGGGGCCCUUACCUCCAAGCCUUUUGCAUUUAAAGCCCGAAAUUGGGAAUUGAAAGGAACAGAGAGCAUUGAUGUCACUGAUGCUGUUGGGUCCAACAUUCGGAUCGAUAGCAGAGGUCCAGAGGUCAUGCGUAUUCUUCCACGGCUGAACGAGGACAUCAAUGAAGAAUGGAUUUCAGAUAAGACUCGGUUUUGUUAUGAUGGUUUGAAGAGGCAGAGGCUAAAUGAUCCCAUGAUUCGUGGAGCUGAUGGGCGCUUCAAGGUUGUGAGCUGGCGUGAUGCCUUUGCCAUAGUUGCGGAAGUUAUGCAUCAAGUUAAACCAGAGGAAAUUGUUGGAAUUGCUGGAAAGCUGUCUGAUGCUGAAUCCAUGAUGGCACUUAAGGAUUUCUUAAACAGAAUGGGGUCAAAUAAUGUGCGGUGUGAAGGAAAUGGCCCAAGCCCGAAUGCUGAUCUUCGAUCUGGAUAUAUCAUGAACAGUAGCAUUAGUGCUCUUGAGAAGGCAGAUGUAUUCCUUUUGGUUGGCACCCAGCCAAGAGUAGAAGCUGCUAUGGUUAACGCAAGAAUUCGCAAGACAGUUUGUGCAACCAAUGCUAAGGUUGGUUAUAUUGGCCCUCCCACCGAUUUCAACUAUGACUGUCAGCAUCUGGGCACUGGACCUCAAACCCUUCUUGAAAUUGCUGAGGGUCGCCAUCCCUUUUUCUCAGCAAUCUCAAAUGCUAAAAACCCAGCGAUCAUUGUCGGUGCUGGAAUUUUUGAGAGAGAAGACAAGGAUGCAAUUUUCUCUGCUGUAGAGGCGAUUGCAAAGAAGGCUAAUGCUGUAAGACCUGACUGGAAUGGAUUCAAUGUAUUACUUCACCAUGCUGCCCAAGCUGCUGCCCUUGACCUUGGACUUGUACCGGAAUCUGGCGAGAAUAUCGAGUCUGCUAAGUUUGUGUAUUUGAUGGGUGCUGAUGAUGUGAACUUGGACAAGCUGCCAAAUGAUGCUUUCGUCGUAUACCAGGGUCACCAUGGGGACUCUGGUGUAUAUCGUGCCAACGUCAUUUUACCAGCAUCAGCAUUCAGUGAAAAGGAAGGGACUUAUGUAAAUACCGAGGGGCGUGCACAACAAACAUUGCCUGCAGUUCCUACAGUUGGUGAUGCCAGGGAUGAUUGGAAGAUAAUCCGAGCUCUCUCUGAGGUAUCAGGGGCACCCUUACCCUAUAAUUCACUCGGAGCCAUCCGAUCCCGCAUUAAGACUGUGGCACCAAACCUAUUGAGCAUAGAUGAGAGAGAGCCAGCUACAUUUUGGGGUUCACUGAAGCCUGAGUGCACUCAGAAAAUAAGCCCGACACCGUUUAAGUCUGUCGUAGAGAAUUUUUACAUGACUGAUGCUAUUACCAGGGCAUCAAAGAUAAUGGCACAAUGCAGUGCACUUCUAUUGAAGAAAUGAGUGCUAUAUUUUGAAGUUUCUAAAUAAAGUUGCAGAUUUGACUUCUCUUUUAAAUCUUUAUUGAGCUAUGUGAGGCCCUAUUUGGCCAAGGGCCAAACUUAAAUGUUCGCAGUACAUCCAAAUAAAGUUAUUUUAGAUUUUGGUUGUUUCACUGUAACAUCUCUACAAAUGUAAAAGCAGUUCCCUGUAGACUCUGUAAAACUUUGGACUCUCAUUUGUUUACAAUAUUUUGCCAGAUUUCAAGAAAUGCUGGAGUUUGCAGCAUAAUCAAUUUCCUUCA
This is a messenger RNA of Mercurialis annua (annual mercury), 2734 nucleotides long. RefSeq names its product NADH dehydrogenase [ubiquinone] iron-sulfur protein 1, mitochondrial. The coding region runs from base 217 to 2454 and encodes 745 amino acids. Gene Ontology annotation, biological process: ATP synthesis coupled electron transport. NCBI's taxonomy places the organism in Eukaryota, Viridiplantae, Streptophyta, Magnoliopsida, Malpighiales, Euphorbiaceae. The record is from RefSeq and is a predicted model, not a curated record. Gene Ontology annotation, cellular component: membrane. The transcript has 5 exons. Gene Ontology annotation, molecular function: iron-sulfur cluster binding; NADH dehydrogenase (ubiquinone) activity.